Ooceraea biroi (clonal raider ant) is the source of this 7718-nucleotide messenger RNA. RefSeq names its product nuclear hormone receptor FTZ-F1 beta (gene Hr39). Gene Ontology annotation, biological process: regulation of DNA-templated transcription. The record is from RefSeq and is a predicted model, not a curated record. Gene Ontology annotation, molecular function: nuclear receptor activity; sequence-specific DNA binding; zinc ion binding. NCBI's taxonomy places the organism in Eukaryota, Metazoa, Arthropoda, Insecta, Hymenoptera, Formicidae.
CGUCGCCGUUGUAACGUGACGCGACGCGACGCGACAGCGACGUUGCGCGCGCGCGCGCGUAUGUGUGCGCGUGUAUAUGUGUGUGAGCGUGCGUGCCUCCAACGGAGUUCGUUCGCCCUCCGUGGUUUUACCUACGUCGAGGGUACCCCGACGUCAAUCGCGUCCACCGGGAGCAGCGGCGCGAGGUGCUCUGCCGCCGUCUUUCUUUCACGGCUACUCUUGCUCUUCCCUGUCGCUGUCCUCUCUCUCUCUCUCUCUCUCUCUCGCGCGCGCGCGCGCGCGCGCGCUCUUCGUCUCUCACUCCGUCCGUCUCUCUCUCUCUUUCUCAGUCCCUCAGUCGCUUCUCUCUCUCCUCCGGUCUUUCUCUCUCCUUUCUCUCUCGUGCACGCGAGUGCGAUCGGUGCCGACCAGUGCGACGUGAUACGUUCUCGCUUGCGGAUCGCUCGCCCUUCGUUGUGCCUCGGCGCGACAGGAUAGGUGCCUCACCGCACAGUGGCCCGCGCGCGCGUCAUCGUGAAAAGACUGUCAGGAGUGCCUUACUGUAACUUCUUCACCACGAGUUGACGAUAAUCGCACGAUACGCGUACACGGUGUGCGACAACAUCAUCAUUAUCGUCAUCGUCAUCCUCCACCGUCACUGUCACCGUCACCAUCUACCGUGGGACUCCGUGAUUGUGCGGGGAAAGGCCGAAGGAGAAAGAGAGAGAGAGAGAGAGUAUGUGCAGUGGCCCGUUCGACGACGAGUAAUAUAGACGAUAGGGAGCGUGAGAUCGGAGCACGGAUCGUGCAUAACCGUACGUAGCCCUCCUCCCCCCCUGAGGAUUCCCGGCGGUACCAGCGAGGGGGUCCGCUGUAAGGAUGCUGUACGCUUUCGCCGUGAUCGAGAGGCCGCGAGUCGUAUCACGAGCUUGCAGCAGCGUAACCAGCUGAGAAUGUCGGAGCAAAACGGGCCCAGCGAGGGCCCAGGACCAGGGCCCGGCUCGGAAUCGGGCUGGUGGCCGUCCACGCAGACCUGGAAAUCGUCAGCGGCCGCCACGUCGUCGACCUCAUCCGCGACCUCGACCGCGGCGGCGGGUUCCGCGUCCGUUUCCGUCUCCUGCGCCGCAUCCGGCUCGUCCACGACGAGCUCCUCCACCUCGACCAACUCGUCCGCGAAUUGCUGUCCCUCAUCAUGCAUCGGCGUUUCCUGCACGAUGAGUCCGAGCCGUUCCACGGAGACGGGGAAAAACGUGUCUGUCACUGCUAUUAAUGUACCGCCCAAUCAAGAGAUGCACGAUGGUAAAGGGGUGUGUAAAUAUCUCGGGGGACAGAAUGGCGUUACGGUGUCGGUAGUAUCGACUUCAGUAUUGGGGUGCGGGAACGCAAACGCCGUACCGCCUAGCGGACUUUGUGCAAACACGGGGCCGCAUAGUAUCGGCAUCGGAAUCGGCGGCAUCCUCGCCGCGAAUGCAGCCGACAUCGACGACCCCGAGGACAGCGACGGCGAGAUCAGCAAGAUCGAUUUUAGAGGGGUCAAUCUGCGCUCGAAGAAGAAACGCGAUGUAUCGGGGAAUCAGAACGGCGACAAGAUCGCCGACGGAGAUGCUAACGGCGACGGCGGGGGAUGUUGCGACGAUAACUCGCAACAGCAACCCGAGAGACCUAUGUCUUGGGAAGGAGAGCUGUCGGAUCAAGAAAUGUCUUCCAAUACAAUCACUAAUCAGGACCAUCACGAGGAAACGUCCAUGGAAGGAGUUCAGGUGUGCAGCACGAGUCCCGGACCCAUGGAGCAAAAGUUCCCGAUCAAGUCGGAGCCGGAUUUCCGGUCCAGCCCGGGUUUCACGAUCGGAUCGUUUCACGAUGCCGGUCUAUCCAUGACGCACAACCAACAGCUGCAGCAACAGCAGCAGCAGCAGCGCGGUAUCGAGAAUCUCGAGCAGACUCAACAGAGCGACCUGCCGCUUCUUGUAGGCAAACUUCUCGGCGGAUACAACAGCUCGACGCCUAAUCACAGUCCCGUUCUUAAUCCGCGGCAUCAUCUGACUAAACACAGUCAUACGAGGUCACAGGUGCCGUCACCAGAUUCCGCCAUUCAUUCCGCGUACAGCGUCUUCAGUUCGCCGACGCAGAGUCCGCACGCGGCGCGGCACUCCGCGCUAGGAGCGGGCAGCCCGAUACCGUCGUCUUCGCUGUCCCUAUCUCGUCACAGCUUCAACAACUCGACUUCGUCGCUGUCCCUGUCGCUGUCGCAUUCGCUCUCGAGGAACAACUCCGACGCUUCCAGCAGUUGCUACAGUUACGGUUCGCUCAGCCCACCCACGCACUCGCCCGUCCAGCAACCGAGACAUCCGCACUCGCACUCGCAACAUCAUCAGCAUCAAGUGGCGCAGAGCAGUCCGCUGCACUUGCCGGCCUCGUCCGCGGUCCCGGGGCAUUACUCGUCUUCAUCCGUGCCCGGUUCGGAACUGUCCCCGGAAGGUCAUACGGUUGUGGAAGAUCAGGAAGACUGCAGGAUACCGUCGGCGCCGUCCGGUAUCUCCACGCGGCAGCAACUAAUUAAUAGUCCUUGUCCGAUUUGCGGCGACAAGAUAAGCGGCUUCCAUUACGGGAUUUUCUCGUGCGAGUCGUGCAAGGGUUUCUUCAAGCGCACCGUCCAGAACCGGAAAAAUUACGUGUGCCUUAGAGGCGCGGGUUGCCCGGUCACCGUGGCUACGAGGAAGAAGUGCCCGGCUUGUCGCUUCGACAAGUGCCUGCAUAUGGGUAUGAAACUCGAGGCGAUCAGGGAGGAUCGCACGAGGGGUGGUAGAAGCACCUAUCAGUGCACUUACACCUUGCCGGCAAAUCUCGUCGGCAGUCCGGCCGGUAUGGCCAGCGAGAAACUUACGGCGGCGGGCAACUGCAGCCCGGCGCCGGCCGGAAGCGAGCACCACUAUUCUGCUCGGCACCACUCGAAUCACUCCCACAAGAUGCAGGUGGUACCGCAGCUCUUGCAGGACAUCAUGGACGUGGAGCACCUCUGGCAUUACAACGACAACGAUCGGAUAAGCGGUGGUGCGUCUGGCAAUACGAGGAACGCCGGCGGCAUCGACGGCGUACUGAUAGGUGGGUCCGGAAGUGGCCCGGUAUCGAUCGGCGGUACCGGAAGUGCGGUCGGUCUCGGGAACAACGUGGCUGCGGAUUGUCCGUCGAACGAGUCCAACAACAUUGAUAGCAACAACAGAAGGGGCGACUCGGCGAGCCCACCCGGCACAGCUGCUACCGCAGCGGUCGAUCAGCGUUCCACGAACGGCAACACCACGAAUAACGGUAAUUCCCAGAUCGCCAGUAACUCGAACGGCAAUCCUACGCAACACCCGGACUUCUUGUCCAAUCUCUGCAACAUUGCGGAUCAUCGGCUCUACAAGAUAGUCAAGUGGUGCAAGAGCUUGCCGCUCUUCAAGAACAUCUCGAUCGACGAUCAAACCUGCCUACUGAUCAACUCGUGGUGCGAGCUACUGCUGUUCUCGUGCUGCUUUCGCAGCAUGAGCACCCCCGGUGAAAUAAGGGUGUCUCUCGGCAAGUCGAUUACCCUGGAGCAGGCCAAGCAGCUCGGCCUAGCGACCUGCAUCGAGAGGAUGCUCGCUUUCACCAACAAUCUGCGAAGGCUGAGAGUAGACCAAUACGAAUACGUUGCAAUGAAGGUGAUCGUGCUGCUAACGUCCGACACGAGCGAACUCAAGGAGCCCGAGAAGGUCAGAGCUUCCCAGGAGAAAGCCCUUCAAGCGCUACAGCAAUACACGAUCGCGAGGUACCCGGAAAUGCCGGCCAAAUUCGGUGAAUUGCUGUUGAGAAUUCCGGAUCUGCAGAGAACGUGCCAAGCGGGGAAAGAAUUGCUUAGUGCGAAACGCGCCGAGGGGGAGGGCAGCUCGUUUAAUCUUCUGAUGGAGUUGUUGAGAGGGGAUCAUUGAACGAUCAGCACGAUGAACAUGCCAUUCCACGCUUAUAGGGUCCAUAAGCUUAGGGAAUCGGAUAUAAUAGAUAAUCGCAGAUUAAGAAAGAUUAGAGAAAGAUGAGUGAGGGAGAAAAGACGGCAGAUGUAAAGUCUAAUAGCGACAUUUAGUACUUGUGGUGAGGGGACUGCAUUCUUCGUAAUUAGGACGCAUUAAUCUAAAUGAGGAAAAUGAAAAAAAUGGAACUUUCUAUUUUACACCGGAAUGCUUCCAUACAGGUCGCGCGCAUAUACGUUCGCAUUCCUGUCCCGAGAUAUAUAAACGAAUUACGAAACGGCCUACGGUACACGGCUGGACGCGUGCCGUCCGGCGUGUACGUGUAGAUGCUAAUGAGACUGAAAGUAUAAUUGACGGUGACACGCAGAGCAUUUACUUUUACGAUGAUAAGCGUUGUAUAAAUACAGAGGUGGCAUCAAAAUGCUGAAAUUUCUAUUGGGCGGCCGGUGGCCCCGCGCGUGAGAGCGCGAGCUUUAUACAGUAGCGCACGCGAAUCUGUAGACAAAGUUGACCUUUAAUUAAUGAUUACGAUAGAACAACCAGUAUUGCGUAUCGUUCUGCGCUUACUUAAGAACAGAGCAUAGCCAUGCCUUAUAUAUUGUAUAUCCCGGUUAUGAAAGUGUACUUAAAAUUUCAAACAUCAGUCGACCAAUUAUCUACUUAUAGAGCAGUUAAUCAUGGAGUAAUUAGUUAAAAUAUCCUUAGCUAGUGUAUCGUCCAUAGAGUAACGUGAUUUCUAUCACAGACGUGUAUACUUCUGCAGUAUACUUCUAUUACACGUAACGUGUACGGAAGUCGACGCUUUUUAUCGAUCACACAAAAUACAUUUUUUAUUCUCUUUAUAUGUUUUAACAGCUUGCCAAAAAGAAAAAAGCAAAGCAAAAGAGAAAAAGAAACGACAACGGGAAUGAAAUGUUGUGAAAGUUUGUAAAUUUUUCAUACGAAAGUUGCCAAGUGAUGAUUGUAGGCAGUACGUACGUGCCUACUAUCUUUUCUGUAAAUACUUCUUCUAUGAUUGGCUUUUGUACGUUUUUUUUUAUUAUUUUAUUCCUCGAAAGAUUUUAUUAAAUGUGAAAGAAUGAAAAUUAAAAAUGUAUGGCAAAUUAGAUUAUUAUGUUAUAAGUACGUGUUUAUACGUGUAAUUAUGUAUUCGUUGUUUCGCAUGUAUCUUCGCGAUCAAAAUGUAAUUUUGAGAAAACAUGUGCGUUUCUUUCCGAUGUUACGUCGGUGGCAAACCUUUUUGUUAAGGAUUUUAAGUUAAAUUCUAUGCUGACACGGCAAGAGUGUUUAUUAAUUGUAAUACAAUUGUAAAUUUAUAUAUCAUAAAAUUAUUGGCAUUGGUGUAACUUGCCAAUCGCGAUUAAUUAUUAUUUUAUUGUUAUAUGAAGUUCUAAAUAUAUGAUACAGGCUAUCAAUCGACGCUAAGAUUCGAGAAAGAUUAAAGACUUACGGAAAUUCAUAUACACUGGUUGUAUACAUAUACAUAGCCAAAUAAAAGAAUGGAUCAUUAGCCAUUGGUAAAUUUUGGUUUGUCUUUUUGAAAUUCGCAAUCUACUGUCGCGAUUGUCGUAACAACAGUUUUUAAUUAAAAAUGUUUUUUUAAACACAGACAGAAAAUUGCUGCUAUGACAGGGAGUGUGCCGUGCAUUAAGUCGAUACCAUUAUUAAACAAAAGGAUCAGGACGCUUACUUUGCAAGAAAGAGAGAUACAUUAUAUAAAUAUCGCUUAAAAGAUGCAGCUACAUGCUUGCGUGCGUGCGUGACGAAUUGAUCUCUGCCGUUGGUACUUUAAUGAGACUGUAUCCGCAUAUUAGCGGAUUAUUUCUCUUGCUAGAAUUGCUUGCAGUCCUUUUCCUGUUUGUUAACAGUGUCCCCCGCGAGAAAGGAAUGCACGAGGGAGGCACCGGGUUCGAAGACACUUAAGAGGAUACUAUCGAUUCGCAAUACUUAAUAUAAAGAUUAUUUGUAAGAACCGUCUUCCCGCAGAAUUAAUCUUUUAGGAAGCGUAACUUAUCAUCCUCUCGAUUGUACAUGCGCACACAUAUCAUUCGCGUGACCACCGUGAUUUUCUUUCCACGAGUUUUCCGUGAAUGUAAACGUAACGUCAGAGAGUCGCGAGAUACAAUAGUCUGUAUAUCUGAUCGUGCACGAUAACAAUAAUAGCCGUGACGAGAAAACAAAAACUAUUGGCCAGUAUUCUGGAUGAUUCGCAUCAUUGAAUUGGUAUUAAGAGACUUCGAGCUAUAUAUGCUUAUACGAACGAUUAUAAAUCGAUUUCGUGCGACGAAAGUAAACGCUGUAAAUAUAAAGAGAAGAAUCACAUAUUUUGCUGUGACGAGCGUGUACAGAACGAGUGUGUAAAAAGAGGGGAGGGGGCAAGAACGAGAGAGAGAGAGAGAGAGUGUGUGUGUGUGCGAGCGAGAGAGAGAGAGAGAGAGAGAGAGCGUGCGAGAGUGAUGGUAAAACUUGUAACAAAGCAUAUAAGAGUCGACUUAAGCGAGAUAGUAUGAAAGUAGAAUUACAAGAAGAUAAAUAUUUGCCUGUUAAAAAAUGACUAUUCUAUGUUUAUGUUUGACAAGAAAAAAAAAGCUAUUUCUACAUACUUUAAUGAGAUACUUCUGCUGUAGCUCAGUGAUAAUCGUCCUUAUUUGUGUACAUGUGCGUGUGUGUGUGUGAUGCGCAUUCGUGUGUGCGACGCGCGACGAAGGUAUUUGCUUAAAUCCUUGCGCGCGAGAGCUAGCUAGCGCCGCAGAGAGAUAUUCUUUUGAUCGACAGUUCGGUAUCGAUUCUCAUAUUUGAACCGCCAAAAGCAGAGGAACCGCUCGAUGAGCAUAGUCUUCCGUUUUUUUCGGUAAUGUAGAGAACGUCAUCGCGUGCGGCGGCGGCGCUCGCGUUCGUUGCAAUGUUAAACGAAGAUUCGACAAAAAUGAAAUCGUUUUGCCAAUCAUGACAAUAUUACGGAGCAAGCUGUGCGAGACGAAUCGGAUUUAUAUACAAUAUACAAAGAGCUUAAAUACGACAGACUGCAAUGACAAUUAUAUAAAUAUAUAUAAAUACAUAUAUAUAUAUAUAUAUAUAUAAAGUUGUAAAAAAAAUAGAGAGAGAGAAGAGAGAAAAGGUUGUAAGUAUAACGACGAGGAUUAACAUCAAUGCAUGCAAGGGCCAAGCAACAGUGUAAUAAUAUUAAACGGAGUGAAACCGCGUAUCCUAGAAGUAAAGUAUCGCGGAUACUCAACACACGCGCGUACGCGCGCGCGCGAACGCAUAUAGUAUUUCUUAUCAAUAUACACGUGACUAAACGCAGCAAAAGAAAAAGAAGAAGAAGGAAGAAUCUAUAUAAGAGGCGAGAGAAGUCCCAUCCACCCACCAUCAACUAGCUCAGCGAUUUCCGAAAAAAAUUGCGUAUUUUUUACCUCGAUAUUGUAAAAAGAAAACAAGAAAAAAGAAAGGACGAUAUGUUACCGGCCGAGCCGUUUGUACGUAAGCGCGCGGAUUGUCGCAAACGUUUGAUCUCAAUUGCGCGAUUAUGCGUGAAACGUCGCGUCCGGCGGUCGACGAUCCUCCGAUCCGCUGGUCUAGUUGAGCCGCAGAGAAAAAAAGACAAGAAGCCCUCCGACACGCGUUGUCGAGGGCACAUUCGUUCCCGACAUAGGAGAAUAGCUCUAUCCACACGCAGACACGAUUAGAGAGUAGUUUUAUACAUACAACACGAAUUAUCAGAAUACGAAAUAAAAGAACUUUUUACGAACAUUU